CAUAAAUCAAAUGUCAAUGUCAAAUUAUUAAAAAAAGGAAAUAUUUCGCGGCGAAUUGUUCGUUAAAUAUAUUGCGAAUCUCUGAAUCUCGCGCAAAAUCAUCAUUUUUAGUGUUAAAAUAAUCAUGUGAUUUGUUUUCGUAUGGUAAAGCUGUUUGGUGUAAAUUCAACAUGUCGAGGGAUAUAAGGUCAUUUUUUUCACUGAAGAAGCCUGCAAAGCCUGCUGUUGUAGUUGAGGAUGAUGACGACGUUAUUCCAGAAUCUCCAGAUGUUCAAAUUAUUAAAAAUAAAAAAAAAGAUUCCAAAAAGAAGCGAGUUUUAAAUGAUGAUUCAGAUGAAGAAAUCUUUACAACCAAGAAGAAGAAAAGCACAGAUGAAUCGCAAACAUCCAGUAAGAAUAAAAACAAAUCUCCCAAGCCAGCACUCAAGGAGGUCAAAGCUGUUGACAUUUUUGGUAGUGCUCCAGUCAAGAGAACAGAACCAUUAGUUAAGAAAAAGAAAAAAACUGAACUAGGAAUCCAUUCUGAUGAUGAAUUUGAAAAAAGUCUCUUAGAGAUUGACAAUGCAGAAUUAGAGGGUAAAUUAAAUGAUGCAAAGGCUGAUGAUAAAUCUGAGAAAUCUACUAAAACAUCAAAUGCCUCAAAAGAUUCAAAGAAUUCUACUGAAAAAUCUGAUGACAAAAAACAUAAGUCGGGUUCAAAUACAGAAUCGAAUAAAGACUUGGAAAAAACAGAUGAAAGUAAACCAUCAAAGAAAACUGAAGACACCAAAUCAUUAAAGAAAUCAGAAAGGACAGAAUCAAAGCAAAAUAAUGAUAAAGAUACAAAGGUAAAGAAAGCUGACAAAGAACACAAAUCACCAAAAAUAGAUAAGUUUAUUCAAUCUAACCUUAAUCAGUCAUCAAUUGAUUCUAAUGAAGGUGAAAAUAAAAAAUCUAAAAUUGAUAAAAGUAAAAGGAAAUUUGCUGAGUUCCUAGAGCCUGAUUCUAAUCAAGAUCACAGCAGUAAGAAGAAGAAAUUAAAUGAGUCUAUGGAGCCCAAGUUAGACGAGACCAAAGAGUAUGAUUGUGACUCUUCAGUAUUGGAUGAUGAGAAGGGGAGCCAUAAAAAAAAGAAAAUGAAUAAAAGUUUGAAUGAGUCUGUGCUAACAGAUGAGGAGCGACAUGAAAGGAGAAUACAUUCAGCAGCUUUAUACAAAAACUAUCUGAACAGAUCUGGACCUAAACACUUGGGAGCCAAGGAGAUCCCCGAGGGUAAACCAGAUUGCUUGAAGGAUUGCGCCUUUUUAUUGACUGGAGUUCUUGACUCGUUUGAAAAGGAUGAAAUAGCUGCUGCAAUUACUAAGUACGGAGGCUGUGUCAAAAGUGGGGUAUCUAAGAAGGUAACUCAUGUGCUAGCCGGCGAAGACGCGGGCCCAGCAAAAAUGGCGAAAGCACAAGAACUAGGAAUUAAGAUCAUUAACGAGGACGAAUUCCUAGCUAUGAUCACAGAACGGUCACAAGGCAAGCCUACCUCAAAACCAGAUAUUAAAAAAGAAAUCAAGAAAGAAAAAACUCCCAGCAAAAAAGAUAAGUCUGACAAAGAUAGAAAAGAUAAUCAUGUUGACAGCAAAUCUAAGAAGAGUCCGACAGACAAAGUUAAAAUAGAAACAAAAUCAAAGGAUUCAAAUAAACUAGAUGUUAGCAAAUCAAAGAAUCGUGAGAAGUCUAAAAGUCCUAGAAAGAUAAAGGAAGAGAAAAUGGAACUAGAAUCAGAACCUAAAUCAAGUGCUGGUUCAUCUUCUUCUAGUCUUGUUAAUGGUAAUGUUAAAAGGGAAGCAGCUGCAAUACCAGCGAACAUGAGUAUGUGGGUAGAGAAAUACAAGCCACAGAAUAUCAAGCAGAUCAUCGGACAGCAUGGUGAUGCUAGCAAUGUUAAAAAACUAAUGAACUGGUUGACAAAGUGGUACGUGAACAGAAAGGCUAAGUUGCCCAAACCCAGUCCGUGGGCUAAGAAUGAUGAUGGAGGCUAUUUCAAGGCUGCCCUACUUUCUGGACCUCCGGGCGUUGGUAAGACGACAACAGUAUCCCUGGUAUGCAAGGAGCUGGGUUUCGACAUGGUGGAGUUCAACGCCUCCGACACGAGGAACAAGACGCUCAUCAAGGAACAGAUAGGGGAACUGCUCACUUCUACCUCGUUGUCUGCUUAUGCUAAAGGUGAUACAGGAAAGCAAGCGGUCACAAAGAAACACGUGCUGGUCAUGGACGAAGUCGACGGCAUGGCGGGCAAUGAAGACAGAGGUGGUCUCCAAGAACUAAUCGCUCUGAUAAAAUCGUCAUCAGUACCAAUAAUAUGUAUGUGCAACGACAGGAACAGCCAGAAAAUGAGGUCCCUAGUCAACUACUGUUACGAUCUCAGGUUUAACAAACCAAGGGUCGACCAGAUAAAGUCAGCAAUGCUCUCAAUAUGCUUCAAAGAAGGCAUUAAGAUACCUCCAGACGUGUUAACCCAGCUGAUCGUAUCAGCCAAUCAGGAUGUCAGACAGACACUCAACUUGCUGUCCAUGUGGGCGGUGGACCCCAACCGUGAUGACGUCGACCGGCUCAGGAAAGACGCUCAAACUGUCAGGAAGGAUAUUAAACUGGGUCCAUGGGAGGCGAUCCGCAAGGUGUUCUCAGCGGAAGACCACAAGAAGAUGAGCAUUAACGACAAGAGCGACCUAUUCUUCUACGACUAUAGCUUAGCUCCACUAUUUGUGCAGGAGAAUUACUUGCAAGUUGAGCCGCAUUGUCCUAAGCAUGAAGUUCUCCAAAGGAUAAGCAAGGCAGCAGACAGCAUAAGCUUGGGCGAUCUGGUAGACGCUAGGAUACGCAGCAAACAAGCCUGGAGUCUAUUGCCUACGCAGGCGAUGUUCAGCUCAGUGAUCCCAGGACACGAGAUGUCAGGUCACCUGGCGGCACAGAUCCAGUUCCCGGGCUGGCUCGGCAAGAACUCACGCGCCACCAAGCUGCGCCGCCUCUGUCAGGAGAUACACGCGCAUACACGACUCAGCACAUCAGGUUCAAAGUCGUCGAUCUUCCUAGACUACAGCACCCAUCUCCGCGACGCUAUAGUGAACCCGUUGAUCAAAGACAAGGCUGACGGCAUCAGCCGGUCUCUAGAAGUGCUGGAGUCUUAUCAUCUGCUGAGGGAAGACCUGGACUCCUUGGUCGAACUGUCUGUGUGGCCAGGACAGAGGAAUCCUACCAUUUUGGUGGAUCCUAAGGUGAAAGCGGCAAUGACGCGUACUUACAACAAAAAGGCGACAGCAUUACCGUACGCGCCAGGCGCCGUCAAGAAGGGCAAGGCUAAGGCGGAUGAUGAGGAUAUGGGGGAUGAGGAACAGGAGGAGGAGGAUGAAGAGGACAGUGACCCUGAGAAUGAUGCUCUUAUUAAGAAGAAGAAAAGCAAAGACACUGAAAAGCCGACCACAAGCAAGGCUUCGUCCAAGGCUCCAACAAGUAAGAAGAAAAAAGAGAAAUAGCAUCGGCGUUCCGUGAUGGCCUUCUUGUUCAGAUAGUGACUUGAGACCAUCGGACCUCUGUAGUGAGUAGUAUGUUGUUUUGAGUGAAGUGAACGAUAGGUAUGUGGUUAAUGCAGUAUGUGACAGUAUUGGAAAAUAUACAGAACAAAGUUGUAGCUCUCAUAACCAAGUUUGAGAAGGAGGAGGUUCUCAAUUUGUCGAAUUUUUUUUUUUUUUUUUUUCUUUUAAAUGUUGUGAAACUGGCUAUCCAUAGACACACUGUCUGUUAAAUAAAAAAGUAAAAUUUUGAAUUCCAUGCUGGUUUCACAUUUAGGAGGAGAGAUUCAUAAAGAACUUUUCAGUACUUUAUAUGGGUACAUAUGCACAGCUGGGGCGAAAACAUGUACAAUUAUUUCUCAAGAAUCAACUGUUUUGUGGCCAUUUACCAUACUGUCAUCUACUGCACUAAUCAAAACGUGAUAUGAACACACAUUGUAAGAAGUAAAUACAGUGAAUAGCAAGAAAUAUCAAUGUGGAUUGCUAAAGUUGAGUAUUGGUACUAACUGAACUGCUUCUAGUGAGACUGGAAGCGGACUACACGAGUGAUACAAGAUAAAGUGAUACUAGUUUUGAUAGUACAAGUAAACUAAACACUGAGUUAUAUGUGCAGCAUAAAGUAAAUAACCACUAGAGAGCGCACUCGCCAAUUUCUUCUAAGAACACGACUCACCGCUGCGGGCAGGGGGGGGCGACAUAAUCCGCGGCUACUAUUGGUCAGUUCAAGGUCGCUACUAAAGGAUCGUACUGAUCGUAGCCUUAUAGUACGCGCAAAAUCACUAACUUUUGGCGAGCGUCGGGGCACUGUAUGCGCAGUCAAGUGGUUUUAUAGUCUUUGAUGUGCAGUGUUAUUAUACAAUAAAAUUAAAAUAACACCAUGUAUCUUUAAGGUAGUUUUAACAACAAGACAUAAAGUUUAAAAUUUGUUUUUCUUUUUUUAUUCUUAAAGGUUUUGUAUGUCUUGUGGUUAAAAUUAUGUUUUAUCUCCAUAUUAUCAUUAGUAUACGGGCUUGCCUUGUCAAUCAUAGACUAGAAAUAAACAAAACAUUGUUAACUUUAAUGCAAAAUCAGGUUGCUAUAAUAUUAAUUGUUCCUUAAUCGUAAAUAGGCCACCUUUAGUUAUAAAAACUUGUAACAUACCUAUUUAAUGGUCUGUUUUCUUGAGUAUCAUAAAACUAAGAAUUGCUAUUAUCUACGACUGUAUCAUUAUCACUUAAAAUAAUGUUAAAAUAAGAAUUAUGUUUAAUACUUUUAUGUAACUUGCCCAUGUUGUUAAAUGUUCCACAACUUGUGCCAAGCACAUGAAUCUAAAUACACUACUCAUAUUAUAUACUAUCUUUUAGAUGGGUAGUGUCAUCAUAUCAACUGAAAUCAUUUCAUUAAUCUGAAUAUAUGCUACGUCUUGAUCUGUAUGGCCUUCUAAAUAAAUGAAAAUCUAAAAUACACAAAUGCUUUUUACAGCACAAAACUUCCAUACCAAUGAAACAAUCGAAUUAUUUAUUCUGCCAGUUAAAAAUCUCCAUUUGAAUCUAGUGUGAGUAUUAUUAUAGUCUUAAGUUCAUCACAAUUUCCUAGUGUUCAACAAACAACAUAUUAGUUUUUCUUUUGUAACUUUAUUGUAAACAUACGUUUUGAAUGCUGCCAACCGCAUGUGCAGUCGCUGUCUAAUAUUGAUAGAGUUCCUGCGUUUGCAGCAUUCUAAACACACCUUAACAAAGAUUCUACUACUACUUCAUUAUAAACUAUAAUAACCAUGUAACAUGUUUAAUAAGUUUAAUUUAAAUGUGUUUUUGAGUGUGUGUAAGGGGCCUCUAUUGUUUUCAACUCAAUUACAUUUGAUAGCUACUAUGAACAAACUGUAAGAACAAAAGGAACCAUCAAUAUCAACAAGUAAAGCCUAAAUUUUACCAAAGCAGAGAAGUUUGUGAACAACCAAUAGAGUUUCUUCUAUCUUUUGGUCUGAUGUUUUCAAGUCUCAUAUUUGAACAAUAUUGUUUUGGUGUAUGCUUGUAAUGUUUAUUAAAGUUAAUUAACUAUUUUUAAAUAGUGUUU
This is a messenger RNA of Helicoverpa armigera (cotton bollworm), 5588 nucleotides long. RefSeq names its product replication factor C subunit 1 (gene Gnf1). The record is from RefSeq and is a predicted model, not a curated record. Bases 171 to 3500 code for a protein of 1109 amino acids. NCBI's taxonomy places the organism in Eukaryota, Metazoa, Arthropoda, Insecta, Lepidoptera, Noctuidae. Gene Ontology annotation, molecular function: DNA binding; ATP hydrolysis activity; ATP binding. Gene Ontology annotation, biological process: DNA repair; DNA replication. Gene Ontology annotation, cellular component: nucleus; DNA replication factor C complex. The transcript is spliced from 18 exons.